Messenger RNA from Durusdinium trenchii, 708 nucleotides. The record is from the annotation of a GenBank genome assembly. Lineage: Eukaryota; Dinophyceae; Suessiales; Symbiodiniaceae.
AUGGCCGGCAAGUCACCUGAAGCAGACGACUCCACUGUGCGGGUGCGUAUCGAUUAUGAGACGCGUGGGGAUCGCAGGGGCUAUUUGCUCCUGGACCUGCAUCCAGGUUGGGCUCCCUGGUCCUGCGAUCGCUUCCUGAAACUUGUGGACACGCACUUCCUGGAUGGCCAGUAUUUUUGCCGCGCCAUCGAAGGCUUCGUGUUGGAUUGGAACUACGGACCCUGCUCUGGGAGCUCCAAUAGCACAGAUCCGCACAGCCAGCUCUACAGCGAGUUGCCCUGGGCAAAGCCUUGCGAGAUGGAAAAAACCGCCGGCGCCAAACAGCCCAAGAAUCUGGCAGGAAGAAUGUGUUUUGGUUUGGAGGAUGAUGGAACCACCAAGACGGAGGUCUUCAUCAACUUGGUGGACAACUCUGCACGCUUAGACUCUCUGGGAUUUUGGCCCUUCGCCGAAGUGGUUGGUCUCGGUGAAGGCGAGGUGGGCCGUGUCGAGCGCUGGGAAGGGGGGCAGCUGAGCGACAUCGUCAUGGCGCAUGGCGAUAUCUUCUUCGCUGGAGGCGCCUCUCAGGCAAAGGCGCAGGUGCGGACCCAGGUGCUUGUGGCUGGUGGCAACAGCUACAUUGACAAGACCUAUCCCGGCUUGAGCCAAAUCAUCCAAUGUCGAAGAGUGGAGAAAGAGGAAACUCCAGCAAAGUCUGGUGACACAUGA